CGUCGCCAGCGGGGCAGGAGCAGGCGCGGCGGCGGCGGCCGCCAUUGCUCGCGGGGGCCGCGGUACUAUGAAGGAUGGAAGCGGACGAGGUGACGAUCCGGGAGCAGAACUUCCACAGCCAAGUGCGGGAGUACACGAUCUGUUUUCUCCUGUUUGCUGUUCUCUACAUAGUUUCUUACUUUAUAAUCACAAGAUACAAAAGGAAAGCAGAUGAGCAAGAGGAUGAAGAUGCCAUCGUGAACAGAAUAUCGCUGUUCUUGAGCACCUUCACUCUAGCAGUUUCAGCUGGUGCAGUCCUGCUUCUACCUUUCUCAAUAAUCAGCAAUGAGAUCCUGCUUUCUUUUCCACAAAACUACUAUAUUCAGUGGUUAAAUGGCUCACUAAUUCAUGGUUUGUGGAAUCUUGCCUCUCUUUUUUCAAAUCUAUGUUUAUUUGUGUUGAUGCCCUUUGCAUUUUUCUUCCUGGAAUCAGAAGGAUUUGCUGGCUUAAAAAAGGGCAUCCGAGCAAGGAUCUUGGAAACCCUUGUAAUGCUCAUUCUUCUUGCACUGCUUAUCCUUGGAAUCGUAUGGGUGGCUUCAGCACUCAUAGACAAUGAUGCUGCCAGUAUGGAGUCUUUAUAUGACCUCUGGGAAUUCUACCUCCCAUAUUUAUAUUCCUGUAUAUCACUGAUGGGAUGCUUGUUACUUCUGUUGUGUACGCCAGUGGGGCUCUCGAGGAUGUUUACAGUUAUGGGUCAGUUGCUGGUGAAACCAACAAUCCUGGAAGACCUAGAUGAGCAGAUGUAUAUCAUCACUUUAGAGGAAGAAGCAAUUCAGAGGAAGCUUAAUGGUGUCUCUUCCACAGUGGAAUACCAGACAGUAGAGUUGGAACGUGAGCUUGAAAAAGUGAGAAGCAAGAAAACAAAUCUAGAACGGAGGAAAAAGGCUUCUGCUUGGGAAAGGAAUUUAGUUUAUCCAGCUGUCAUGAUACUGCUCCUGACUGAGACAUCCUUUUCAGUUCUUUUAGUCGCUCUCAACAUUCUUUACCUGUUGGUUGAUGAGACUGCAAUGCCAAAGGGAUCAGGGGGACCUGGAAUAGGAAAUGCCUCCUUAUCCACCUUUGGCUUCGUGGGAGCAGCACUUGAAAUCAUUUUGAUUUUCUAUCUUAUGGUAUCUUCUGUCGUCGGCUUCUACAGUCUUCGUUUUUUUGAGAAUUUCACUCCCAGGAAGGAUGACACAACCAUGACAAAGAUAAUUGGAAACUGUGUCUCAAUCUUGGUGCUGAGCUCUGCUUUGCCAGUGAUGUCAAGGACACUGGGAAUCACCAGAUUUGAUCUCCUUGGAGACUUUGGAAGGUUCAACUGGCUGGGGAACUUCUACAUUGUGUUAUCUUACAACUUGCUCUUUGCUAUCAUGACAACGUUGUGUCUGGUCAGAAAGUUCACGUCUGCUGUGCGAGAGGAGCUCCUGAAGGCAUUAGGAUUAGAUAAACUUCACCUAUCAAACAAUCCAAGAGACCCGGAGACAAAGCCUUCUGCAAAUGGCCAUCAGAAAACACUGUGAUAACAAUCACCUGCAGUCAGCAGAGCUGAAAACAUCAACCUCAUGGCAUUCCUGUCAUCUCAUCAGCAUUUUUAUAUUGCUUUUAGUUGUUAGUUUGGGUUGAGCCUUGUCUCAUUUUGAUGCUGUGUGCUUCUGAGGAAGUUAGGUGUAUCGGAUUCUUCUCUUUCCAGUGAACUUUUGGUCUGCUUGUUUAUUUCCCAGGAAGUUAAUGCAGGAGGUGCCUUGAAGACUGGAAGCUGAGGAGAAAAAUGCAUUCCUUUUUAUUUGUUGACAGUUUCACAUCUUUAUUUUUAGACUUGCUACCAUUUGAAUGCACAGUACCUCCUGUGUUAUACAAACACAGCUAUAAAGAAUAACUUUGGGACUUGAUUAAAAUAAAAAAAAGAAAAAGAAGAAAACAUACACUUGAAGGCCAAUAUGACCCUCACUGGAAAUGUAAAGUAGCUGGAGUAGGUACCCAUGACAGGAGAUGAACAGCUCUACUGAGAGUGGGUUAAAAAGGACAGGAGGGAUCCCAGUGCUGGAUGCAGUAGGCUGUGUCAUGGUGCCUUCUCAGCAGGCCAGUGUGUUUUCAGCUCUCUGUCCUUAGCUCCAGAUGCCAGCUUGCUUUACUGGUGGUCAAACAAUGUCUUACAGAAGUCCAAGAUGAAGAUUAACUUCAGUGUUCAAUCUGAGCCUAGUAUGCUUUGUAAAAAGCUGUGUAGACCCUCUGUCACAGCUCUCAGUUCUGUGAGCUGUUGUGCCCUGGAGGUCCCUUUCCCUACCCAAGACCCUUGUGAAAUUUUUGAUGAACUACUGUGUGUAAGCAGUACCUGGAAUCAAUGCAAGGAGCACAGGCCUAGGAGGCUGCAGUUGCAGUUUUCUACAAUCUUUAAUUUGAAGUAAAUUUCUCUUGAGUUUAUACUUCAGUUACCAGGAUUUCUGUUCAGUGGCAUAACCCAGUUAUCUGUCACUGGCCUGUUUUUUAAUGUACACAUGUUCGUGUAUAUAGGCCUAUAUGUGUAGAUAUCAUAAAUUAAGUUCUAAGGUUGUAGAGAUGACAGUAGGUGGUUUGGUAAGUAAAACGUGUGUGUGCAGUCUUGGUAGUUUGAAUUGCUGAAGUGUUGAACUGCUCAGAGGCCUUAGAUUCAAGACGGCAUCAGUGGGUGAUAAUGUCCUUUCUUGUAGCAUUUCCUUGCAGCCUUAGGGAAUCCUUCAAGCAGUUUAUAGUAAAGAAAAAUACCAAGUAAGUAUUCAAAAAUCUGGUUGCACUUUUGUCCUGCUCAGCCACAAGUAAUCUCCAAACAGACUGGAAUGGGGGCACCUUCAGUGAGUGCCCCUUCAUGUGGGGAGCCAGAAAAUUUUCCUGUUCAAUUCCUAUUUCUGUGAAACAAGUCUGCCUGUCUGUAGUUUGAGGUCUUAUAUUCAUUGGUGACAACUUGGUUUCCAGUGUGGUUCCAAAAUAAGGUAAACCUUGUGUCAGAAACUCUUUGGCUGUUCUCUUGAGAUGACUGCUCUGGGCUGUAGACCUUAUUGCUGUGUGUGUGAAUGUCUGCUUGUUUUUUUUUUUCCCUGAAGUGCUUCAAAAAUCAUGCUCCAGUACACAUGAGGAUUUAUCAUUUUUCAGCUGCCUUUUCUGACUUGAACUGGGGCAUAAUGUAAAUAUUUCUGUAGUAAAUAUGAUGCUAGAGGAUUACUUUUUUUUGUGUGUGUGUGAUCAGUAUAAAUUCAAGGUUUAUUGAACUGACUAUUGAUGUGUUGUAUCAAGGCUUGGAAGAAAAAGUAAAAUUAUUUGAUUUCACUAAGAUUUACAAGCAUCUUUUCUCUUGCUUAGUGCUGACACUUUAGUGAGAAAUCUUUAUCUGAGUCAAAGUUCUGCAACCAAUAACAGAGAGCUAUAAUUAAAACUUGUUCUAAAAUGAGUUUAUAUUUAAAAUAUUGGGAGAUAUAUUAUUAGGGGCAUCAGCCAGGUAUUCUCAGAGCUUAUAGCCUUAUGUAUUGGCAUCAUAGUUAAAACCCAGUGAAAUAUGUCCCCUUUUCCAUGCAAGUCAUUGUAUGACCAAAAUUGUCCUCAUGUCUUAAUGGGGUGGUGAACUGUGGUGUGUGAAGCCAGUUAGCUUUUAGAUAAUAAAUAUUUCUGUUACAAUGCUAAGACAGUUAAUACACUCUGAAGAAAUUAAUAUUAGGAAUAAACCUAGGAGUAUGAACCAGCAUAAGUCUUGCUCUUUGUGCCUUUGGAGAGAUGUUUGUCAUGGCAUCAGUGACCCAAGAACACAGAAGAAGGUGGAUUUUCAUGUGUGUUUGGCUUCUGCAAGUGAGUUGGGCAAUUACUUCAACUAAGCAGGGGCAGUUCCUGCUGAGAAGCACCCAAGCUUCAGGCAAGACUUUAAAAUUCUUUUUCAGAACAAAUUUUAGGGCCUUGACUGUGCCCACCCCUUCUGCUGGAUUCUGCAGGCAGAUGCGUGGGUUAAGGCUACCUUAGGGAAAACUUGACACUGGACUCGGUGGGAUGGUUGAGGUGCUGUGUGGUUUCCAAGAUGGAUGAGAAAUUCAGAAUUACACUGGCAGUGUUGUGUUUUAAAAUCAACUGCUGAUAUUGUGACAUUAAAAUAUGCCUUUGGCCUUGAAGAUGACGUGCUUAUGCAAAGCUUUGUCACUGCAUGCAGGACACAGGUCACUGUAUACUUCUCACAGAAUCAUAUGGUCACUUAAAUACAAGCAACUGGUAAUUCAUUAAUGGAUAUUGACAAUACAUUCCUGUAUUUGACUCAUGUAGAGUCAGGUGGUCUAUACCUUCAAGGUAUAUACAGCUGAUCUUAGUAACAUUAACAUCUGCCUCACUUCUUAGGAGGCAAAAAGCACAUCAAUGCUUCCAUCUUCAACUAGAUACCACACAAGACCAAAAAAUAGAUGUAAACUGAGUGUUUAAGUUAGCUGUUUUUUGGCUUUUUUUCUGUGUUGGUAGCACAAUAUUAAAUGCAAUUGCAGAACUGUAAUAUUUGUGGGAUUUCUAAGCAUGAAGCACACAUGCUUAUCACGUUAAGCUAAAAAAUAGUAGUAUUGGUUACUGUACAAGUGACAGUUUUGCAUUCAUAAGGAGCUUUGUUUACUGUCUGUAAUGUGCUGUUUAUCUUUGGCCCCGUUCCUCUGAUCCCUUUGACCCUGUUGGUUGUUUUAGUGUCAUAGAAAUGAAAAGAUUUGACAAGUGGUUUCCCUUGUCUGGUUCCCAGGUACCCCUGGAGCACCAGUGGAGGGAGGGCUGGGCUGCCCACACAGGCAGGGAGGAGCUCCUGCAGCAGGUGCUUGGCAGGAGGGACAUGGGGAGAGAUCCUGGGGACAUGUCGUCCCCGGUGUCACCAGGGGUGUCACAUCCUCCUCCCCUGUGUCACCAGGGGUGUCACAUCUCCCCGGUGUCACCAGGGGUGUCACAUCCUCCUCCCCUGUGUCACCAGGAGUGUGACAUCUCCCUUGUGUCACCAGGAGUGUCACAUCUCCCCGGUGUCCCCAGGAGUGAUGUGCACCAAGGCCCUGCAGCCCCUGUCCCUCCCACCAUGUCUCUGCCACUCACCCCUGAGGCUGUGAAGCAGCUGAGGCUACUUGAGGUGCUCACAUGUGCCCAGUGCUGUGUAAUGAAGACAUGAUGGCCCUUUUCUCAAAGAAUUUACAAUCUAAAUUAGAAAGGAGUAAGGUAGAAACAGAAAGCAGUUGGCCUCUUCCUGCAUGUGGCUUUCCUUGAGUUCUUGUAGCAUGCUCUAGGUUAUUUUCCACCUCUUCUCCCUCUCCCAGAAGUGGGGUGGUGGUGUAUGUACAGCAACUGAGCCUUACCCUUAGUGGACUGGCCUCUAAAAUUUUGAAGUAACAAAUACAGGAAAACAGCUAAAUCCUGUUUAAUGUAUUCUCUGAUCUUGAAAAUAGCAUAUUUUUAAACCAGGGUGAAAUAAUCUAAGCAGAGACAGGACAUUAAGGCCACAUAAAUAACCUCUUCAGAAAGAAAUGUGCUUAGUUUUGUUUUAAAAGGUGUUGAUGUGAACUGUGAAGCUUUAAUUGCUGUAAUGAAAUAAGAUUCCCUACCUCCUAGUAUUAGGAUUUUUGUUGUUAUUUUAGUUGAAUUGAGAGAAUAUUGCCUACACUGACUUCCCUCCCCAACCCAUGAACACUGAAUUUGCUAUUGGUAAGCUGGCAGGUUAUUUCAGUCACAUUGUCAGAUUUGAACUUUACAAAAAUGCUACUUUUGAAUUUAUCCCAUUCAGCAAGAGCAAACUAAGGCCACAGCCACCAGCCACACAGUGAUACAAUAUCUACCCCCUUUUCUACUUUGCCCCCUUGAGAUAGACAAAACAUGAAACAGCAGAAGAAUCCACAUAGAUUUGAUUUAUGCACUGUAAGAAAACACACCAGAAGGCAACUUUAAUGGAAGGCUUUUGAAAUAUUUCACAAUUGAAGCACCUAGAACUCUUCAGAGAUAAAAAAAAUGUAUAUCAUUAGUAUACAAAUGUCAUUUGUAUGUUCUCUAAAUAAGCCAAUAAUUCACUGACACUGAGAAAAAAUUCACUUCUUAAAAUCUCCUUUGUGAUUCACAGUGAAACAGUAUCUUGGACUUUUAUAGAAACCUGUGAACUUCUGAAGGUAUCUCUGUCUUGGCAACAGAAACCUUAGGAUGCUUGCUAGUUUUGUGUUAACUGCCAUAUUUUAUCAAUAACUUUUUAGCUUCAUUUAAUGCUAAUGAUUUUUAAAAAAUAUACAUAGCAUUAUAUGUUUUGACAAAUACAGAAGGUGACUCCAAACAGUCAAAGAGAUAGUGUGAGAAAUAUCCUGUAAAUUCUGAUAUUCUUGACGCACUGAUUCCAAGCUAAUUAGAAACUAUCUGUAUGAAGGCCUUACAUCAAAUAGAAAUUAGGAGAUCCUGAUUCUUAAAGGCUUUUAGGUAUCUGAAUGUUGGUAUGUACCUACUUGAGCACUUUGGAAUGCUGCUUCUGGAUGGUUGUUGAUCACUAACCCCAAGCACUUGUUGCUUUCCUCCCUACCCCCAUAACAUUGUUUUAUAGUCAGCAUCACUGGAUGAAGCUCCUUUCUUGGGCUGUAUUUUGCAUUCUUCCUCUAUUCCCUGCUUCCAUAGAUACCAGCUAUUGAAGUAUUGGGGCACCUGCUUUGAUUUUCAUGUAUUUCUUUUCCCACAUAGAGAGAUAUUCAUUCCCUAGUUAGAACUGGUCUUCCACUACAAAAAUGUUCACAUUUAUGAAUUUGUUUUUAACCACUAGAUUCCGUUUAAGCAAUCUUGUCACUAACAAGGGUCCUCUAACAAAUUACCAAGAGCUCAAGUCAGUUUGGAUCAUGAGUGAGAGGGUUUAGUCACUGUACAUAUUUGUGCUUUGAGCUUCCAGGGCUGUGAGGGUACAGCCCCACUUGUAGUGAGGGGAAGGAGCUGGUGUGGCCGCUGGGAGCCCUGGGGUGGUGUCACUGCAGGGUGGCUCCUGCUGGGUUCCUGCUCUGCUGUGGGGUGUGCAGAGAGACCUCCCUCAGUGGGAGGUGGGCACACCUUGUGUCAGCUCUCAGCAGGGUCAGCCUGUGAGAGAUGCUGAGCUCAGGCUCUUCACCUUUCUCUGGAUUUUUGUAUUUCAUGUGUAUGAGCAUGUUUUGGGCCUUCUCUCCCCGUGUGAGUUGGUCAUUCAGAGAGGUGGCAUGAUGGUGAUACCUGUGCAGUGAUUCAGUGGGUGUGUUUAAAUGUUUAAGAAGAAGAUUGGCUGGUGCAUGAUUUCCUGUUUCCCACUAACCAUGAGUUUUUUCCAGUCUGGACCAAAAUUCUUAAGAGUCACAAAAUCUCUCUGAGUACUUUCUCCUCCUUGGCUUUAUAUAACAAAAAAAAUUCAGUCACUUUUACUUUCUUAAAGGUAGCUUUCAAAGUAGUUUGGCCUUAGUUAGUGUGAUUUCUGUUGCUUUAAGGAGAAUUGGAUAGAAAAAGAAAAUAUAUUUAGGUAUGGGAUUUGAAAUAUUGGUGUGUGUGUAUGAAACACAUGUACACAAAAUAUUUCCUUUCCUGUGGGGUUUGGGCCCAACCCCACAUUACCUAAAUAGAGAUCAUGUGUUGCUCUUGUCUCCUCUAAUUUUUGUAUUUAAAAUUCCCAGUGAGGAUGCUGAGGAUGUUCUCAGGGUGCUGCUGGCCCCCUGAUCCCUGUCACAUGGAAUUGGCUUCAUGUGUGCUUAGGUGGCAUGACCAUAAAACCACAAUUCUGAGCUGGCCUUUCCGUGGCUGUUGAUGCUUCUGGCUGGGCUGUGAUGAUGGCAGCAGGUACCUUCACUGUGCACAUUCAGGGUUUCACUGCAGUGUUCCUGGUUAAUAUCACAGUUUACAAAAACAAUUCUAAAUUACGCACAAUCUAUGAACUGCGUGAGGCUGGGAGGUGCUGAAUGGAGCUGGUGGUCCCCUCUUGGUCUGAUUUGUGCUUCAGGUUUUGUAAACUCCACAGUCUUGAGCAGCUGACUUCUCUUUCACAUGGAUGUAUCUGACCAAGGUAUAACACAGCUGAAAAAUUGUGCUUUGAGUGUUACUUUAAUCCCAACAGUUUUGGUGUAGAUACCUUCUCCCCAUCAAACCCUUCCUGGUUCAUUUUAGGUCACCCAGAAUUAUGGUUUAUAAUGUUCUCUGUUGUGGGUAUUUUGUUGUGUUACAAAAAAAAAAAAAAAAUCUGCUGCCUUAGCUAGGCUGAUAUUUUUGUUUUGUUUUGUGGAAAGCAGUGGUAAUAUGUUUUUUUCCUUUGUUUGAAAUGUUACACUGAAUGUUUUGUAGGAAAUUUUUUUUUUACCGUGUUUUCAAUAAAGGUAAAGUGUGAUUUAUAGCA
Molecule: messenger RNA, 8356 nt
Organism: Melospiza melodia melodia
Lineage: Eukaryota; Metazoa; Chordata; Aves; Passeriformes; Passerellidae
Gene: LMBR1
Product: limb development membrane protein 1
Exons: 17
Coding region: 75-1541 (488 amino acids)
Biological process (GO): signal transduction
Cellular component (GO): plasma membrane
Molecular function (GO): transmembrane signaling receptor activity
Source: RefSeq, a predicted model, not a curated record